This is a messenger RNA of Merops nubicus (carmine bee-eater), 1431 nucleotides long. RefSeq names its product pyridine nucleotide-disulphide oxidoreductase domain 1 (gene PYROXD1). The record is from RefSeq and is a predicted model, not a curated record. The annotation marks the transcript as partial. The transcript is spliced from 11 exons. Lineage: Eukaryota; Metazoa; Chordata; Aves; Coraciiformes; Meropidae. Gene Ontology annotation, molecular function: oxidoreductase activity; flavin adenine dinucleotide binding.
CUGGCCAUGGAAUUCCCAUCAGAAGACAUUUUUUUAAUGACAGCUUCUCCAGUUAUAAAAGCUGUAACGAAUUUCAAACAGGUUUCCAAAACACUUGAGGAGUUUGAUGUGGAAGAGCAACCAAGUUCUCUAUUAGAAAAAAGAUAUCCCAAUAUUAAAGUUAUACAGUCUGGAGUAAAACAGUUGAAGAGUGAUGAACAUAAAAUUUUCACUGAAGAUGGGAAAGAAUAUACGUAUGAAAAACUUUGUCUGUGUGCUGGAGCAAAACCAAAGUUAAUUUUUGAAGGAAACCCAUAUGUGCUGGGAAUCCGGGACACUGACAGUGCACAGGCUUUUCAGAAGAAUUUGGCUCAAGCUGAGAGAAUAGUAGUGGUAGGAAAUGGUGGGAUUGCGCUUGAAUUAGUGUAUGAAAUUCAAGGCUGUGAAGUCAUCUGGGCUAUCAAAGACAAAGCCAUUGGGAACACUUUUUUUGAUGCAGGAGCAGCUGAAUUUCUCAUUCCGAAGCUGACUGCUGGAAAACAAGAGACUCCGAUUGAAUGUAAAAGAACCAAGUAUACAGUGGCAGGAAGUGAGGAAAAAGAAAGACCUGAAGCAGCGUCUGACGAACUGGGCAGUGCCUUAGGCCCCGAUUGGCAUGAGGGCUUACAUCUUAAAGGGACUAAAGAGUUUUCUCAUAAAGUACAUAUUGAAACACUAUGUGAAGUAAAGAAAAUACACUUACAGCAAGAAUUUAUACAGCUGCAACGGACUUCUCUGGCUUUUCCUCAGGAUGAGGGAGAUGCAGAAGGGGAUGAGGUGCUGUGGCCUGUAUAUGUGGAGUUAACCAAUGGAAAAAUUUAUGGAUGCAAUUUCAUUGUCAGUGCCACCGGAGUUGUGCCAAAUGUUAAACCAUUCCUUGAUGGCAAUAAUUUUGCUGUAGGUGAAGAUGGAGGUCUCAAAGUAGACAGACACAUGCGGACAUCCCUGGCAGGUAUCUAUGCAGCUGGAGAUAUCUGCACGGCAGCGUGGGAGCCCAGCCCGGUGUGGCAGCAGAUGAGGCUGUGGACUCAAGCUAGGCAGAUGGGCUGGUAUGCUGCAAAAUGCAUGGCAGCAGAUAUGUCAGGGGAGUCUAUUGAGAUGGAUUUCUGCUUUGAACUAUUUGCUCACGUUACAAAAUUUUUCAAUUACAAGGUGGUGGUUUUGGGAAAAUACAACGCUCAAGGCCUGGGUUUAGACCAUGAACUGAUGCUGAGGUGUACCAAGGGGCAGGAGUAUGUUAAAGUAGUGAUGCAGAACGGCCGGAUGGUGGGAGCUGUGCUGAUUGGUGAAACGGACCUGGAAGAAACCUUUGAAAACUUAAUUUUAAACCAAAUGGAUCUUUCAGCCUAUGGUGAAGAUCUCCUGAAUCCAGACAUCGACAUAGAAGAUUAUUUUGAUUGAAUAAAAACACAU